AUCGUUUCACUAUCUCGGAGCAUCAAAGCAUAAAACAAAGUAUUUGAGGUGAGUUCGAUAAAUACAUUUUUUGUGUGUUUGUUUUUAAAACAAAAAAUGUACAGAUAAUGACAGCGAGAAGUCGAACGAAUGUUUUUUGUAAGCUUAUAAACUCUCGGAAACAAAUGAAUAAAAAAUCUCGGAAUGAGUAACCUGUUUGAUAUAUAAUUACAAAUGAAAUAUUUGUAAGAACCAACUGCUUGCUGACGUAAGCACGGAUUUUUUAUGUCCAUUAUAAAAUCGCUUGUAUUAAAAGAUUAAUGACAGAGAUUUCUCCGAUAAUAUUCUCAUCAAUAUUAUUUUGCAUCUGAAUUCAAACAAUCCCGAUUUGCGAAUUCAUGUUCAAUCAUCAGAUUUGAUGUUAGUGAAAUAAAUUGUUGUAAACGUUGUUAUCGAAAGGUUUUUACUGAUUAUUUAAAUAAUAAGACUGCCAAAACUUGCGAAAUGAAGUUUGAGACUGUAAUAUAUUUACAUUUGUUUUUCAAAUAAGUUUUUUGAAAAUAAUGAAUUGCUUGCGUCAUAGAAAUAAAAAAAAUUAUUAAUGUGAUUCGACCGACUCUUGUGGACAAUCGAAAUUUUCUUUCUUUAAAAAAUAAACUGAAGAGAUAAAUAACAUAAUCACGACUCUUGCUAUUCGGAUUGGAAUCGAGACUAGAUUGAAAGCUCGCAGAUAUCUCCGAUGUUAACAAUAAACAUUCUGCGACAUCAAGAUUAUCAGACGAAGAGCGUAAAAAUAGCGAUCGCGCCCCUCGCCCGAUCCCUUCUUGCCAGGCGCUUGAUGAUGAAUGUAAAAAAAAUAUUAAUGUGUCACGGGGAUCGGAUGAACGGACGCGCGGCCGGCGGCGCUUGUAUUUGAUUAAUAAAGUGGCCGCAAAAGAGUACACUCUCUGGACAAGUGUAGUCCAGGCGCGUUAUCAGCGAUAUCAGCUGCCAGAGCAGAGACAAACGGACGGAAGACUGUCAACGAGCGUUGGUUGGGCAAUUAUUAUCGAAAGUCGACAAACGACGAGUUUACGUAUGCUCCGUGACGCACGCUUCUCUCGAACGAACAUUCCCCAAACAGUCAUCGACAGAUCCGCGGACCGACUGAUAUAUCAAACGCGCGCGCGCGCGCUUCUAAAUUAAUAUCUCCGUUUGUGAUCGCGAGUGUAAGUAUCCUCAAGCAUCGCAAAAACGUGCGUGUUUUAAUUGCCAGUAAAAAAACAAAAUGUGGUGCUUUGAACAACUUCUGCGGUAAUGCCAACUUCAGAAUUAACGCUUAAGCGAAAUUAUGGUUCUUAUAAUCGCGUUGGUGUUCGCUCCAAUUCAGUUCAUCCUCUGCCUGCUUUGUGCAGAGGUGACGACUGCCACACCUUCGAACUCGAGCAAUCCCAUAUCGACGGAGAGUAUCGCGACCACAAGAGAUAACCUUGGUUUUAGGGAAUCUCCUGCGAGUUCCGCUAUUGACAAUACGACGGAAAGUCCCAUAGAAUCCAAGAUCGCUACUUACGAACUUCUCGGGACUGUCUUCACCGAUAGAUUCUCAUCUUUGAAUACCGAUCAAACGUCCGCAAGUAGUCUCGCUGAGACUACGAAUCAUGAAUCCACGAUCAGCACCUAUGAAUCUAUCACUAAACUUCUAAUGACUGAUGUUUAUGUCGAUGACGAAUCCUCGUCUCCUUCGACCACCGAUCAGACAAGAUCGGAAGGGACUACUGUCGACAAUGUGACAGCAAGCACCACCACAACAACUGAUUCAAUGAUCUGCGAUCCAACGUGGCCAGUGAACGCGAGCGUGGAUACAAGAGAGAUAGUUGAAUUGUGGAUAGACAGUAUAGGCACAGAAUGGAUCGCUCUCUCAUGGAAAUCCCCGUGUGACAACGACGCGAUAAACGCCUCGAUAAUAUACUCGGUCGAAAGAUGCGACGACAAAAACUUUUGCAAUCAAAAGAACGAAACUAACACGUGGCACAACGCCACCGAUCUCGAUUUGUGUACGCAAUACACGUUCACUGUGAAAAUUCUGACGGACUUCUGGGAAUCUGAUGGCAUCAAUAAAUCAGCGUCAACAAACAGUACUAUUCCUUCGGUAGACAAUGUGGUCGAUCUGAAUGUUCACAAUGUCAGCGUAAACGUUAUUGAAUUGGUUUGGCAAGCGCCCGCGAAUUACGCAAAAUGCAUCUCCAAUUAUUUGAUUAAUCAGUGCAAUGAGACCUCUUGCAGUGAAAUUACAGUUACGGCCACGAAUUACACCGCCAACGAUCUCGAACCGUGUACGGAGUAUAAUUUUACUGUUAAAACGGUAACACCAACCGUAGAAUCCACCGGUGAAGUAAAGACUGUGAGAACAACUUCACCGAAAUUAUCAAAACCGGAACGUUGCGAAAUAAUACCAGGAAAUUUUUCGUUGAUUGUUACGUGGGAGCCGAUACCUGAUAUUUGCCUUAAACAUUAUCACAUAUCCGUAGACAAAUUUACUAAAAAUACGACGGAAACGCGGAUCGUAGUUCCGAAUCUACAUGCUUGUAUGGAUUAUCAAGUGUCGAUCAGUGCUUUUAAUAAAGACGAUGUAGAAGGAGAUACGCUUGUCGACAAUAACACUACAUUGAAAUACAAAACGCGUCCACCGAAACUGACAGAUCCGGGAAUCCAGCCAUACGAGACUAACUUAACGACAUACUGGAUCAUUGAAAAAGAAAACAAUUACUGCGAAUUAAAUUCCCUGAUAGUUACGUGCAAUUACACAGAAAUACAUGGGAAAAGACAUUGUCAUUCCAAUAAUGUGUUCAGGAAAGAAUUGGACCCAAACUCAGCUUCGGAUAAAGUUGUCUUCGAAAGUGUAACUGUAACCGGUCUGAGUCCUUUUACGAAUUACACUUGUCAGGCAUUUACUUAUAAUAGUGGAGGAUUAAGCAACAAGAGCAAGGUCAAUGCUACAACAUUAGAAGACGUACCAGAUCCGCCUAACUCUCUCGCCUUCUAUGACGUCACAGACUCACAAUUUUCUUUGAAUUGGAAAGAACCGGAAUGUCCGCACGGUAACUUGCAAGAAUUUCAAGUCAAAAUCACUUGGAGAAAAUAUUAUCCCAUUCCGAAGUGGUGCGCUGAAGAAGAAAGUGGCACUGUAUUAUCUGAACCGAUUGAUGCUAGUACAUUUAAUUAUACUUAUCUCAACGCAACAGCAUUUACACAUUACGAAGUUCAAGUAAAAGCGAGAACAGGAGCGGAAAUAAAAAAUGGUUGGGGCUCUUAUAGCAAAUCUAAACACAGUCCAACAAAUCCCGGAGUUCCAAAAGCAGUCACGAGAUUCAAUUCUUCGUCGAUUAUUAUCAAACCAAAUUUAGAAAAUCCAGACGUAUUAGACACGAUUCUAACAUGGGGAUUGCCGUGUUCUUUAAAUGGAGAGCUCGAAGAAUUCGAAGUGUCAGUUCACGGCAUCAGAGAGGGAUUUGCACCUCAUUCCUUUUCCAUUAGUCACAAAUGUGAGGAGUACAUCGAUAACAAUCACAUGUGUUUGUUAAAUCUUGAAGAACUGAGAGGAGAGUAUAAUUAUAGCUUUACAAUAUCCGCCAAAGUUAAGAAUGUCGAUGCUUUCGGAGAACCAACGGUGGUCAAAAACGUACAAUAUCCCGCUGGCAUACCAUUGCAACCCGACAAAAAUUACAUCGACAAAAUUACCAUAGAUCCGUAUAAGAUGCUCAGAUCCACGACAACGGCUACUGUUUUGCUGCCCCUGUUUACCAAUGAAACCGGCAACAUCAGAUAUUACGCGAUUAUGGUAUCGAAGAUGGGGAAUAACAAACCGAUAAGUACGCGAUUCGAUCUAAAGAGCAAGAUCUGGCCAAACGCGUCAUCCUGGGAAGAAGCGAUGAUGAACGAUUUUUCGAUACCGUAUCAAGCGACGCUGAGAAAUUGGGAUCCUUAUAGUUCGAAGAACGUUGACGAUUAUGGCAACAUACAAGUCGUCAAGUACACGAUUGGCGAGGAUGCAACGUGCAAGAGCAUGAAGAAAAGAUAUUGUAACGGCCCGCUCAAGCCGGACACGUGGUAUCACGUGAGAAUGCGAGCGUUUACUUUCGGCGGUUACAGCGAUUCGGAUUAUUUCGUAGUAAGAACGAAUGCCGAACUGAAUGUCGUCCUUGUCAUCGGAGCUGUCUUCGGUAUUCUCCUCACGGGAAUACUGGUGACGAUGAUGCUGCUCGUACGAAAAUGCUCGCCAUAUCUGGUGUUGCGAAGAUUUUUGCAUUCUGACAUGCCCGGCUCACCUGUGCCCGCGCCGUUCACACGGAAAAAAUUCAUCAGCCAUUGUCAGCAAUUGAUCGACAAUCCCGGAAAGCUGAGCAAUGAAUUUCGACUGCUUCAAACUCUCAGCGUCGAUCUGCAAAUGCCCACAAAUACGGCCUGCUUACAGGCUAACCGAAAAAAAAAUCGCUAUUCCGAUAUUUUACCUUAUGAUUUCUCAAGAGUGAAGUUGGAGGUAAUAGAUAACGAUCCUAACACAGAUUACAUCAAUGCAUCAUUUAUAAAGGGAUAUACGGGAGAAGACGAGUACAUAGCUUGUCAGGGUCCAAAGGAGGAAACGACUUAUGAUUUUUGGCGAAUGGUCGAUCAAUACAAUAUCAACAUCAUAGUUAUGUUGACACAGUUGGUUGAGAAAGGCAAAGAGAAAUGUCAUCAGUACUAUCCGGCAAUUAGGGAAACCUUCCGAUACGAAAACAUGACGAUACGAUGUACGAGCGAAUUGGAUUUCAGGACACACACUCAAAGAACGCUAGUGUUGCAAAAGGAAAAGGAGAAAAGAAGCAUCACUCACUUGCACUUUAAAGACUGGCCUGAUCACGAUGUUCCGGAGGAUUUCGAUGCAAUGAUACAUUUUUGUCAAAUUAUGCGUCGUAAUAUCAGCGCUAAUAAAGGCUUUAUAGUAGUUCACUGCAGCGCAGGAAUUGGUAGAACAGGAACAUUAAUAGCGAUUGAUAUUCUUCUGCAACAUCUUAGGGAUAACAGAAAAUUAGAUGUAUUUGGAACUGUAUAUAGAUUGCGACAUCAUAGAAUAAAUAUGGUGCAGAGAGAAAGUCAAUACGCUUAUAUAUAUAAUUGUAUAAAGCAAGUACUCAAGAAUCCUUAUUUCUUAAAAACUUAUAAACCGCCACCGGUAGAGCCGAUAUAUGAGAAUGUCCCUAAGAAAACCAAAGAUGCAACAAAUUCGGACAUAAAUCUAGUCAACAACUCAGAAUUGUUACCUAAAAAAUAUAAUAGUUUCAUAUCUAUGGAGUCUCUAUCUAUGGAAUCAAUUUACAAUCUCUUUUCUUGGUCAAAACCUCAAAGAAGAAUGAAUAGCGGUUUGAGACACUACAAAUCUAUGAGUGCCAUACAUACAACAACUCAUCCUGUUACUGCAGAACAAUUCCAAACUCUGGACUGUAUCUAUUCCACACAUUUUUCUAAGGAUGUCUUCACUGAAUCAGUAGAAGAUUCACCAAAUACAUCGAAUAGAGAAAGUUUACUACAGGAAAGUAUUCCAUUAUUAAUUUCAAAUCAAUCGACUGAUGUGCUUGAGAAUAGCACGCAAUGUGCAACAAAUGAUAAAGAGUUAUUAAAACCUACCGAGCAUACAAUGAUGCGUAUCUUUACUGAUACCACGGUUGUAUAAAAAAUCUGCGUUUUUUUAGACAUGUGAAAGAGAUGAUUGAAUUCUAUAAUUUAGUGCAUUAAAUUAAUCAAAAAAUACAUAGAUAUUUGAGAAAAACUGUAAAUAUAUAUAAAAGAUUGAAAACAAAUUUACAUUUACUUGCUAGGAUAAAAUCGAUGAUUUACUUGUCGUGUCUUAUUGUUUAUAAAACUAUAAAUUGUACGAGAGUAUCCCCUCAUAAGAGUGUAUAUACUACCAGAGUGUACUAUACAUGUGAUAUUAAAUAUAACAUGUGCUUACACACAUUGUUACCUGAUUAAAUCUUAAAUAGCUAAUUAAUACACAUAUAAACGAAAUAAUUGUACAUAUAUGCUUACACAAUUUUCUUAUGUUUUAAAUAUUUAUUUGAAAUGUACAUGAUACGAUAUGUAAUAGAAUAUUUGACACACUGA
Messenger RNA from Pseudomyrmex gracilis, 6099 nucleotides. RefSeq names its product tyrosine-protein phosphatase 10D (gene Ptp52F). NCBI's taxonomy places the organism in Eukaryota, Metazoa, Arthropoda, Insecta, Hymenoptera, Formicidae. The record is from RefSeq and is a predicted model, not a curated record. The transcript has 22 exons. Gene Ontology annotation, biological process: protein dephosphorylation. Bases 1310 to 5668 code for a protein of 1452 amino acids. Gene Ontology annotation, molecular function: protein tyrosine phosphatase activity; protein binding.